UCACUCUCGCUCACUCCUUCAUUUGCUGGUGUGAUCAGGGGCUGGGGUGGUGGUGUGUGCAGUACGGCAGCAGAAGCAGCAUCAGGAUGGGAGUGUUAAUAACCCGAGACAUCAAAGAAAUGAAGAUGGGAGAGUGAGACACAGCGCGAGCCCGGAGUGAUCGGAGUGUCAGCUCUCAGAGCCGGAGGAAGAGACAUGGACGACUCUCCGAGUAAACACCUGCUCGGCCCGAAGAAGAAGGUGAAGAUCCACCCCAACACGGUGACGGUGAAAUAUGCCACCCACUUCCCGCAGCCUGGAGAAGAGGGAUACGAUGACGCCCCGAGCUUCGAAGAUUUCGGCUCCUUUGUAGAAGAGACCUCCGACCGGAAGAGGCUGACCUCUACUGGACCUCAGAGUAAACUGGGCCGGACGUUUUUUGGCUCUGUGGACGGUCAGCCCAAACCCGGUGGGGAUCAGAAGGUCAGCAGUGGGGUCGGAGGUCAGCUGCAGAGUUUCGGGGAGGCGUGUGUGUUCUCCUCGAGGCUAACGUGGGGGGCACUGUUCGUGGCGGCGUUGGCGCACGGCUGCGUGGCACUGCUGACCCGCCUGGCCGCUGACCGCUCUAGGGUUCCCUCGCUGGAGCUGCUCUUCAUCCGCUCGGUCCUGCAGGUGCUGUCCGUCGCCGUGGUCUUCUACCACCAGGAGGAGCCGUUCGGGCCCAGUGGCUACCGGGUGCGGCUCUUCUUCUACGGCGUGUGUAACGUCAUUUCCAUUUCCUGCGCCUACACCUCCUUUGCCAUCGUACCGCCGAGCAACGGCACCAUCAUGUGGCGUGCCACCACCACGGUGUUCAGUGCCGUGCUAGCGUUCCUGCUCACGGAUGAGCGUCUGGGUGCAGUGGACAUGGUCACCGUGGUCAGCAGCGUGUUCGGACUCUGCCUGGUCAUGGUGCCCAACAUCGUGAGCGAGGACCGGUCGCUCGGGUUCUGGAAGGAGGCGUUCGGGUACACCAUGACGGUCAUGGCAGGCCUGACCGCCGCUCUGUCUAUGAUCGUCUACAGGUCAAUUAAGGAGAAGGUGAGCAUGUGGACGGCUCUGUUCACUUUCGGCUGGACGGGGACGCUGUGGGGCGCCUGCACCAUGUUCGUCCUGCAGGAGCCCAUCAUCCCUCUGGAUGGGGAGACCUGGGCGUACCUCAUCAGCAUCUGUCUCUGCUCCACCGUGGCGUUCCUCGGGGUGUACUACGCCCUGAACCGCCUGCACCCUGCUCUGGUCAGCACCGUCCAGCACCUGGAGAUUGUGGUGGCCGCUCUGCUGCAGCUGCUUGUCCUGCACAUGGUGCCGUCCGUCUACGACAUGGUCGGAGGCCUCGUCAUCAUCAUAAGCGUUGUUGCGCUGGCGGCAGUGAAGCUGUUCUGGGUGGGGAAGAGUCGGAGGCAGGAGUACGAGGAGAUCCUCGAUUCGCCAAUUAAAUAAUUGAGUUCAAUUAUUUAUUUUCACUUUGUCUAAAUGCCAAGUUGUAAACUAAAGACCAAAGCCCAAUUAGAGCUGGAUUAGAUUCAUACCGGGUUAUUAGUGUCGGAUUGUACAAACUACACACUACAGAUUCAUACUGGAUUAAUUUAAUUUUCUAUAGUUAAACUACACUACAGAUUUAUACUAAAUAAAUCAGUUUUCUGUUGGUUAACUGCACACUACAGAUUCAUACUGAAUUAUUUUUUUUGUCAUAGGUAAACUACACACUGAAGCUUCAUACUGGAUAAAAUCAGUUUUCCGUAGUUAAACUACACUACAGAUUCAUACUGGAUUGAAUCAGUUUUACAUAGUUAAACUACACUACAGAUUCAUACUGGAUUAAAUAAGUUUUCCAUAGUUAAACUACACUACAGAUUUAUACUGGAUUAAAUCUGUUUUUAACAGGUAAACUACACUCAACAUAUUCAUACUAGAUUUAAAUCAGUUUACAGUUAUUACUUAAACUACACACUGCUGAAUCAUACUAGAUUAAUAACAGAUUACAGUUAUUGUCAGAAUUCGUACUGAAUUAAAAUUAGUUUACAAGUAUUGCUGAAACUACACACUUCUGAUUCAUACUGGAUUAAAAUUGGUUUAGAAUUUUACUGAAACUUCACACUGCAGAUUCAUAUGGAAUUAAAAUGAGUUUUCAUUUAUAACUGAAAGAAUAAGCACUGCAGAUUCAUAAAGGAUCGAAAUUGGUUUACAGUUAGUAGUAAAAAUUCACACCAAAGAUUCAUACUGGAUUAAAGUCAGUUUAUGAUUAUUACUAUUAUUUGCAUUAUAACUACACACUGCAGGAUUAAAUGGAUUAAAAUCGAAAGAAUAAAUACUGGAUUAAAAUUACAUUACAGUUAGUAGUAUAAUUGCACACAGCAGAUUCAUACUGGAUGAAAUGUCUGAUUAAGGGUAAUCCGAUCCAGCUCUAGUAGGGUUUAUGGAGGGUGUGGGGGGGUGUG
This is a messenger RNA of Astyanax mexicanus (Mexican tetra), 2456 nucleotides long. RefSeq names its product solute carrier family 35 member G2a (gene slc35g2a). The record is from RefSeq and is a predicted model, not a curated record. Gene Ontology annotation, cellular component: membrane. Bases 196 to 1458 code for a protein of 420 amino acids. Lineage: Eukaryota; Metazoa; Chordata; Actinopteri; Characiformes; Acestrorhamphidae. The transcript is spliced from 3 exons.